This is a messenger RNA of Pocillopora meandrina, 316 nucleotides long. NCBI's taxonomy places the organism in Eukaryota, Metazoa, Cnidaria, Anthozoa, Scleractinia, Pocilloporidae. The record is from the annotation of a GenBank genome assembly.
AUGGGAUUUAUUGCCUCUAAUAAGAGGUUUAUUUGGGCAGCUGUAGGGGCUCCUGGCUCUGUCCAUGACUCGAGGCUUCUGAAAAGUUGCGACCUCUUUGCCGAGAUUCAGCAGGGACAUGUUUUCCCAAAUACUCUGCUACGAACAAACGGGGACAUACCGUGUCACAACGGUUGGUGAUUCAGCAUUUCCACGCUACACGUGGCUAAUGAAGCCGUACAAUGAAAAUACAAGAGAUCCAAGAAAGCGCUACUUAAGCGAGAGGCUUUGCUUGGCUAGAGUUGUGUCAGAGCGUGCAUAUGGUAUGCUGAAAGGG